Messenger RNA from Punica granatum (pomegranate), 1943 nucleotides. The record is from RefSeq and is a predicted model, not a curated record. NCBI's taxonomy places the organism in Eukaryota, Viridiplantae, Streptophyta, Magnoliopsida, Myrtales, Lythraceae.
CUAUGGAGACUCACAUGAGCUUCACCUUCACGAGCUCAGAUCCAAUGUCGCCAUUCCUAAUCCUGCAUUGACGAUCUCAAAUCUCCUCCGGAGCUACACAACCGGCGAGGCACAGGACAAUGCGCCUCGGCGGGCCCAGGCGGAGACGAGCGUCGGUGGCCUCAGUACUUCUAAUAGGAUGCGCCAUCUGCGCGGGAAUCGGAAUCUUCACGCUCGCUGUGAGAUCCCUCGAUCCUUCGCCGGAAAUCGCCGAAGCCGUCCACCCGGACCUCCUAUUGAAGGACGCGAGCUCCCAGAGCAGCGGCGGCGAGGAGGUGGAUAGUGGAGGUGGCGAGCGGCGGAAGUCUUGCGCGACGGUCGAGGAGAUGGGGGAGGUGUUCAGGGACGGGUUCUUCACGGAGAGCCUCCGAGUUAGGGAGCUAAUCCGAGCUCACUUCGAUUUGAAUGGUGCUGCUAGAGUGAGGGGUCUUCCGCCCGAGCAAUUCUGCAAACGGGGAUUCGUCCUGGGAAAGGCCUCGGAGGCAGGAUUCGGUAAUGAGAUGUACAAGGUGUUGACAGGGGCAGCGCUGAGUGUGAUGUUGAACCGGUCGCUGAUCAUUGGGCAAACCAGGGGUAAAUUUCCUUUCGGUGAUUAUAUCUCCUACUCUGAUGUGGCCUUCACACUAAAAGAAGUGAAGCAUCUCUGGAGACAUAAUGGCUGUAGAAAGAAGUACGGGAGGCAACUGGUCAUGAGGAUUGAUGACUUUGUGAAGCCAUUGAAGACAGAUGUCCUCUGUAGCAAUUGGAAGGAAUGGAAGCAGCCUAUCGUAUGGCUACAAAAUACAACUGAUGCUGUGGCUGCUCAAUUUUUUCUGAAGAACAAACACUCAGACAUGAGGAAUGCUGCCUCCACUCUUUUUGGACACCCAGAAUCGCUCCAUCUUAGACCCAAUGUUUAUGGCGAGCUUAUGAGAAUUUUGAUAUCUCCUUCUCAAGAAGUAGACGAUGCAGUCAAUUGGGUUCUUCGUAAUAGUGAGGACCCUGAUAUUUCACUGCAUAUGAGAAUGAUGAAUAAUAGGUCGCCGAGGGCUGCGCAGGCAGCAAUUAACUGCAUCAGAAAAGCCACAAGCAAUCUGCAACUGUCAAAACCCAGAGUUGUUAUCGUAUCAGAUACCCCCACAUUCGUAAAAGGCAUUAUUUCAAAAACAAGUGAAUUUGCUGAGAUACUGCACUUUGAUCAUAAAGUUUUCAGAGGAAACAUAUCCCUCAGUGCGGAUAAGUUGCACAGUUUAGAAUUUCGGUCCAAGGACUGGGGACCAGCUCCCAGGUGGGUCGCGUUUGUGGACUUCUUUCUAGCAUCGCGUGCGAAACAUGUGGUUGUUUCUGGCGCUCACCGGCGUGUUGGGACCACCUAUGCGCAGCUUAUUGCUGCACUCGCUGCAGCAAACAAUAUGGGGGAUGGAUCCGGUGGCUUGAACUUUUCCUUCCUGAGCAGCUUCCAGAGUAACUUGCUGGCAGGAGGCUUGGGGAAUCAAAUCGGAUGGGGCCACGUUUGGAACCGUUUUGCUGGCCCUCUGAGCUGCCGUGGACAGCCCAAUCAGUGUGCCCUUACGCCGUUUCUUCCUCCUGCUUGGUGGGAUGGCCUCUGGCAGUCCCCAAUCCCACGCGAUGUUAAGAGGUUGGCUAUGUACGGCAUAAAGCUAUCAGGUUUUGGUACAAUUGACGAGGAUCAUCUUCUUUCUUUUUGUAACUCCAAGAAAAAGACCGUGAGAACCGUUCCUAUCAUCAGCGAUUAAGGAACCUUGUAAUAACAUUAUUCUUUGUUACGCACUUUUAAUUGAUCAUAGUUAGAAUCAACACAAAUCACCGUACGCAAAACACAGACGUAUCAAUUUGUUUCACACGUAUGAAUGUAGCCACGCCGAUUUUUUCAUGAUUAUGGUAGCUUUGCUCAUGUUCAGUUU